Molecule: messenger RNA, 2232 nt
Organism: Solanum tuberosum (potato)
Lineage: Eukaryota; Viridiplantae; Streptophyta; Magnoliopsida; Solanales; Solanaceae
Exons: 8
Coding region: 1-2232 (743 amino acids)
Source: RefSeq, a predicted model, not a curated record
AUGAGGAGUGUGCCGAACCACCGCAUUGAUGAUGAGUCACUGAAAGAGUACUUCUACAGAGGACAGAAUGACGAUGGCAAGGCUGUGCUAGAUACUAUUGCGGGAGGUUCUUAUGGGGAAUGCACCUUUAAGGAGAUUGCUGAGAAACUUGAGAGGAUCUCCAAGAACAAUAAGGCAUGGAGCACUAGAAAGGCAAAUACAGGUAGAAGCACGUUUGUGGUCCAAACUGCAACAAGUCAAUCAAAUGAUGAUAUUCGAGAGGAGAUGGCCCAAAUGAGGAAAAAAAUUGGCUUGGUAUUAAAACAUAUGAGUGAGAGUGCAGAGAAAGUGAAUGUUGUGAGCUACCAACCCAGAGCACCGCUAGUCGAUGAGUACUUUUAUGAGAAAGAUGUGCAUCAAGUGAAUGAUCAGACGGGGGGUCGGAACUAUGGUAACUACAACCGUGAAGGGAACUAUGUCCGUGAUGGGAACUUCAAAUGUGAUAACAACUAUAAUCAAAAUGGCUAUGGCAACAGGAAUGAGAAUAGUGGACCUUAUGUUCCACCUGGUAAUAGAGAGGCUGGGUCAAGUAUGACUAGCAUUGAAGAUAUGAUGCAGAAGAUAAUGAAGAGAUUUGAUGCAACUGAUGACAAUAUGAAGGAGAUGUGUAAUGAUCUAUCUGGAAUUGGUCAGAAAGUUGACGCCCAUGCAAAUAUAGAUCCCCCCGUGCCGACUGAGGUGGAAAGUGUGACAGAAAAAGGUGAGUAUGAAGUUGAGGUUACUGAGGAGCCGAAAGUGGAUGCAGAAAAGGAAGUUGAGGCAACCCAAAAAGUUAUUACAAUGCCUAGAUCUCCAACUCCCUUCCCACUAAGGUUGGUGAAAAAGACUGAAGAGGGAAAAUAUCGCAGGUUCAUAGCUAUGUUGAAGCAACUAUCCAUAAAUGUCCCGUUGAUAGAAGCUUUGGAACAAAUGCCUGGGUAUGCGAAGUUCAUGCAAGACUCGAUCUAUAAAAAGUUGGGUUUAGGAGCUCCAAAGCCGACUACAAUACGUAUACUUAUGGCUGAUAGAACUGUGAACAGACAUAUUGGAGUAUUACAAAAUGUCCUUGUGAAAGUUGAGUCAUUCAUCUUUUCGACGGAUGUUGUGAUACUGGAUUGCGAGGUUGAUUUUGAGGUCCCCAACAUCUUAGGGAGACCAUUUCUUGCUACUGGGCAUGCCAUGAAAGUGAUCUCAAGAAUCUUAUCGGUAUUAACUCAUACUGUUGAGCAAGAACCCGAAAUGUCUACCGAAGAGACGUUAGGUGUUGAGGCACUAGCAACUGUGAUAAUGAAUUUUGAAAGUGAUGGUAUUUAUGACUAUGAUGAGCUAGUUGCUGCACUUGAGGGGGUUCAGUUUCGUUUCAAGCCAAAGCGAUUGCAAUUAGACAUGAAGAAUCGUGACACUCCUCCAGCAAAACCAUCCGUGGAUGAGCCUCUGAAGUUGGAACUUAAGGUUAUUCCAUCUCACUCGUGUAGUUGGGUCUGCACAGUUCAGUGUGUGCCAAAGAAAAGAGGAAUCAUUGUGGUUCCCAAUGCUAAGAAUGAGCUUGUUCCAAUGAGGCCGGUAACUAUUUGGAGAGUGUGUAUGGAUUAUUGCAAGUUGAAUGCAUGGACCGAGAAAGACCAUUUCCCAAUGUCGUUCAUGGACCAAAUGCUAGAUCGUCUUGCUGGAAAUGGUUGGUAUUGUUGUCUAGAUGGGUAUUCGGUCUACAAUCAAAUCUCCAUAGCUACGGAGGAUCAAGAAAAUACCACUUUCGCUUGUCCUUAUGGGACUUUUGUGUUCAAGAGAAUGUCGUUUUGGUUAUGUAAUUCUCCGGCUACAUUCCAGCGUUGCAUGAUGUCUAUAUUUUCAGAUAUGGUGGAGGACACAUUAGAGGUAUUUAUGGAUGAUUUCUCUUUUGUUGGUGAUUCGUUUGAUGACUGUUUGACUCAUUUGGCUGAGUUUAGAUCCUAUUUGCUUGGCACUAAAGUUAUUGUGCAUACUGGCCAUUCUACAUUGAGGUGUAUUAUGGCUAAGAAGGAUGCAAAACUGAGAUUGAUUAGAUGGGUUGCCGAUCACUUAUCCAGAUUAGAGGAAGAAGCUAUGAUCAAGCUUGAUGAUGGCAUUGAGAUUAAUGAUGCAUUCCAUGAUGAACAUGUAUUGGCUGCUUCUACUGAACUUAUUCUUUGGUUAGCUGACUUUGCAAAUUAUUUGGCAAGCGAGUUGGUGCCUUAA